This is a messenger RNA of Pyrus x bretschneideri (Chinese white pear), 1281 nucleotides long. RefSeq lists its product as uncharacterized. Lineage: Eukaryota; Viridiplantae; Streptophyta; Magnoliopsida; Rosales; Rosaceae. The record is from RefSeq and is a predicted model, not a curated record. The transcript is spliced from 9 exons. Bases 701 to 1111 code for a protein of 136 amino acids.
AAUUCUACCUAACGUUCUUUCCAUCUUCUCUGCCGCUGCCUUCUUUCUCCCAGUUCUCUCGCAACCUUCCUCCUCGUCCUCUCCCGUGGCCUCUGUUUUCUCUUCCCCACGGAGUGGAACUCAAAGCUCUGCAUCUCCAGGUUUCAGUUGAACUUGUGCUUGGGAAUUGUAUUUGAUAAGUGGUCUGUUUGUGGUUUGCGUUCCUGAACCUGGCUCAGAAUGUGGUUUGUCUAAUCUGGUCAUAUAUAAUGUUAAAGCUUUGGUCUAGCAGUAAUGCUGGAGGCGCACCUAUGCUGGAAUUACUAAUACGAUUGGACCCGCUAUGGGGAUCAAAGUGUUGAAGUAUAUCAGUUAUCCGGCUCAGAGAUUAUAUAUGAAAAGAAGUGCGCAGAGCUUGUGAACCCGAACAAUUCCGAUUCCAGAGUCGAUUCUUUCUCUGGAGGUGGAGAAACCCCAAACGCAGAGCUUGUGAUCUUCCUUGUGAUUAUCGAUUCGGCAAAGGCAACAAAAAAAAAAAAAAGGACAAAGUAAAACAAACGUGACAGCACAGCAUGACCCAACCCCGUGAGCGGAGCCAUCUGAAUAUCUGAUCGCAUCGGUGGCGACCCCACUCCUUAUUCAGAGUGGCAGGCGUUCAUUGUGAAGGAAGAUCUGGUGCCUGUUUAAAUUCAAGAAGUCUAUCUAUUAGAGAAAAAGAGCGAUGGCCGAUUCCAAACCUGAAACUAGUACUGGCAUGAGAUGCCACCAUUGUGCAGGUCCUCUUUCUAAGAAGAUGGAAACGAGUGAGUGGACUGUUGCACCUCUUAUUAGGGAUAGCUUUUCCAUGAUUGGCUCUGCUGUUGGUGGCACAGCAAGUGCUUUUUAUGGAUUCAACCAUGUGAUGCCUAUUGUUCGAAGAUGGGUAAAAGGACCCAUGUGGUUGCAUUUUUUUGUUGGUGCUCCGCCUGUGAUUGUAUUCUCUUCGGCUUGUGCAGGUUUGGCAGGGGGUGCCGUUCCAGCGUUGGCCCAACUUGCUUCUUCAUCUUAUCAUGCAGUGGUCUCAUCAUCCUCGUUGCCUCCAACUUCUCAAGAUGAGAAGAUGCACAAGUCCAGAACUUCCUCGAUUCUGUAAUGUUGUAUAGUUUUAUGUACGCAAAAGACAUGUGAGAGAAACAUCGAGGUUUGACCUGUGUAGUUGCCCACCAGAUCAAGGUUCUGUCGGCUUGAGGCAGACACAAGUACAUGUGUGCAAACUAUUGUUUGAUAAUUAUUUAUGCCGUCAAUAAAAUUGUCAGUUUCAUA